AUGGUUGCUUCUCGCCUAUUUUCUAACGCACUCACUACUUCGUUGUCUUCGCCGAAAUAUUCAAAACUUUCGUCUUCUUCAAAGACAGGAACAACUUUUUCUGAUUCUGCUUUUACUGGAAAAUGCUGUUUUAUAUCUAUAGAAGCACAUCAUGAAAAUACAUCGAAUUCAUGGCGUCGAACACAUGGCUUUCACACACCUAUUGACAUUUGUCUUAUAAUACAAUGGAUAAUAUAUUUCACCCUAGCUUUUGGUUAUUACUAUUUCACUAUGCUAUUUAUGGAAGAACAAGUUUAUUACUCAAUAACGAAGCACGAAUACAAAAUUACUCAUCAACGAAUAUGGAACGCGAUAGUGUUAAUAAUUGCCGCUGUGGUUUCAAUUUCGAGUAUCAAAUGCUCAUUAACAGAAACGGAAGAUUUAAAAGUCAAAGAGAAAAGUGUAAAAAGGGAUAUGUUGUAUCGGAGAACAAUGGGAAUUCAAGUUGUGGUUGAUGGCUGGUGUAAUAUUUGUCUAGUUGAAGUGGCUAAUACUACUCGUCAUUGUAAAUUGUGUAAUAAGUGUGUCGCGAAACGUGAUCAUCAUUGUCGGUGGUUAAACUGUUGUAUAGCGGAGUCUAAUUAUCGCUCAUUUGUAACGUUUUUAAUUUUUGGCUUUAUUGGGACGAUUUUGAGUUUCUGGCAGAACGCUCAUGCUUUAGCAAUUUAUUUCUCUGAAAGAGGAGAUGAGCAAUAUAUGACGAAAUUAUAUGAAAUAUUUCCGCUCACGACAUCAUAUGUUCUGGCUGUAGGACUAUUCGUUAAUGUAUUAUUAAUAUUGUUAAGUCUUGGAGCUGCCAUAUUCCUAUUCUACUUAUGCUUUUUCCAUUUUAACCUUUAUAUCAACGAUAUGUCGACGAUGGAAUAUCUUAGUCAUCAACAACAAAGUAAAUAUUACAGUGGUCAUUAUGAAGAUGAGGAUGAUGAGAACCCAUGGCGAAGACCCUAUUAUACUAAUUCUUGGCAGAGGCGGCUAAGGAGAAUUGUGCGUGCUUUUGUGUUGGUGUGUACAGUUUAA
Messenger RNA from Ambispora gerdemannii, 1056 nucleotides. NCBI's taxonomy places the organism in Eukaryota, Fungi, Glomeromycota, Glomeromycetes, Archaeosporales, Ambisporaceae. The record is from the annotation of a GenBank genome assembly.